Molecule: messenger RNA, 500 nt
Organism: Drosophila serrata
Lineage: Eukaryota; Metazoa; Arthropoda; Insecta; Diptera; Drosophilidae
Source: RefSeq, a predicted model, not a curated record
AUCUGGUUUAAUCACUUGCCGCUAAAAUGGAGUAUUAUGUGGAUAUGAGUUUUACCGAGAAUUACCUAUUGUCCAAAGAGGAGUUCCACCUUGAAGGAAACAUCUCGUUGGACUUUAAUGGAAUCCAAACCCCAAAGAUUAAGAUUCCUAGUGUAGAAUUAGAUUUAAAGGAUUUCCCUGACCUAAGUCAGCCGUUGCCGGAAGUAUCCAUUCGCGAGCAACUGCGUCUGACCUCCUUGAACCGCGUCAAAGUCCUCAGCUGGCAGCGAGGUCAACAGAAACAUUUCCUGGAUAUGUGGCAAUCCCAUUUACCCGGAAAUCAAGUUAAGGAAUUAAACCAUGGAGAGACAAGCGUUGAUUGAUGGCCAUCCAAGGAGUUUUUUUCUGGCUACAACUUAUGACAGAUAGUGUGAUAGUGCCAUGUGUACAUUUCCAACGAAUUGAUAUGUACAAUUAACAAAGGAAAAACCACAAAUAAAACAUGAGAAACCCAAAAUAAA